This is a messenger RNA of Magallana angulata, 1946 nucleotides long. RefSeq names its product neurogenic locus notch homolog protein 1-like. The record is from RefSeq and is a predicted model, not a curated record. NCBI's taxonomy places the organism in Eukaryota, Metazoa, Mollusca, Bivalvia, Ostreida, Ostreidae. The transcript is spliced from 3 exons. Bases 67 to 1791 code for a protein of 574 amino acids.
GAAUAUAAAAGGCACGACGGAGGCCAAAUAUCGUAUAUUUUGGCGAGUAGGCUCAAGACCAACACAAUGUUACGGACUUUAUGCGGAAUUGCUCUUUUUGUUGUAACUGUUUCUGCAUUUCCAAAUCUUCAAGAAAGAGCCGAAUCAUGCACCACAGCAGCCGAUUGCGCUAACGACACUUGCAAAGAUCACCCAGGAAAUGUAAUCUGCGCCAUUCAUCACGGAGAUACCGGCGUGUGCCAUUGUGAGCAUCACCACCACACACCACAUCCCCACCCCGCCAUCCGAGCUGAAACUUGCACCACAGCAGCCGAUUGCGCUAACGACACUUGCAAAGAUCACCCAGGAAAUGUAAUCUGCGCCAUUCACCACGGAGAUACCGGCGUGUGCCAUUGUGAGCAUCACCACCACACACCACAUCCCCACCCCGCCAUCCGAGCUGAAACUUGCACCACAGCUGCUGAUUGUUCUAACGACACCUGCCAUGACCAGCAGGGAAAUGUCGUCUGUGCCAUUCACCACGGAGACACCGGCGUGUGCCAUUGUGAGCAUCACCACCACACACCACAUCCCCACCCCGCCAUCCGAGCUGAAACUUGCACCACAGCAGCCGAUUGCGCUAACGACACUUGCAAAGAUCACCCAGGAAAUGUAAUCUGCGCCAUUCAUCACGGAGAUACCGGCGUGUGCCAUUGUGAGCAUCACCACCACACACCACAUCCCCACCCCGCCAUCCGAGCUGAAACUUGCACCACAGCAGCCGAUUGCGCUAACGACACUUGCAAAGAUCACCCAGGAAAUGUAAUCUGCGCCAUUCACCACGGAGAUACCGGCGUGUGCCAUUGUGAGCAUCACCACCACACACCACAUCCCCACCCCGCCAUCCGAGCUGAAACUUGCACCACAGCUGCUGAUUGUUCUAACGACACCUGCCAUGACCAGCAGGGAAAUGUCGUCUGUGCCAUUCACCACGGAGACACCGGCGUGUGCCAUUGUGAGCAUCACCACCACACACCACAUCCCCACCCCGCCAUCCGAGCUGAAACUUGCACCACAGCAGCCGAUUGCGCUAACGACACUUGCAAAGAUCACCCAGGAAAUGUUAUCUGCGCCAUUCACCACGGAGAUACCGGCGUGUGCCAUUGUGAGCAUCACCACCACACACCACAUCCCCACCCCGCCAUCCGAGCUGAAACUUGCACCACAGCAGCCGAUUGCGCUAACGACACUUGCAAAGAUCACCCAGGAAAUGUAAUCUGCGCCAUUCACCACGGAGAUACCGGCGUGUGCCAUUGUGAGCAUCACCACCACACACCACAUCCCCACCCCGCCAUCCGAGCUGAAACUUGCACCACAGCAGCCGAUUGCGCUAACGACACUUGCAAAGAUCACCCAGGAAAUGUAAUCUGCGCCAUUCACCACGGAGAUACCGGCGUGUGCCAUUGUGAGCAUCACCACCACACACCACAUCCCCACCCCGCCAUCCGAGCUGAAACUUGCACCACAGCUGCUGAUUGUUCUAACGACACCUGCCAUGACCAGCAGGGAAAUGUCGUCUGUGCCAUUCACCACGGAGAUACCGGCGUCUGCCAUUGCGAGCACCACCACCACACACCACAUCCCCACCCCGCAGUCAGAAACGACAAAUGUUACAAUGAUACUGAUUGUUCACCGACUACAUGUCACGGUCAGGAUGGGAUUAUAACCUGUGAAAUCCAUCACGAAGGUCAUGCAGGAAUAUGCCAUUGUGCACAUGUACAAUACUCGUUUGAAGAUGAAAAUGAUGAGUAAGGAACACUCUCUACAUGUAGAUCAACUAUUACAUUUCUCAUUUUAAAAUAUAUAUCUAAUUCAUAAUACUAUUAUACACUGUAUAGGUUUUUCUUUGUUAAGUUAUAUAUGUGUUUUCUGUUUUGUCUGUACAAUAAAUUGUGCUUUUAACGAGA